GUAAAAGUUCUUUCCGCCGUCAAGAUCUACGCAGCCCCUCAAUUCGCCGUCAGGUUGCUGCUUAGGAAAUCUCGUUAAUUCACCGCUCGUUCAACAAGCUGGCAGAAUUCAGCUGCUGCAGGAGAAUUACCCAGGAAAGAUUUUGCGGAGCUUCCGGAGAGAAGCAGCUGGAUAUACAACUCUGGCCGAUUCUUUAGGGAAAUUUUGUGCAACUGGGGAGGAUGUUGAACCUAUCUUUUCCAGUGUUCAAUCGCAUUUCAAUUUCACUGGGUUAUUCGUUUGGCGGCUUCCCAUUGAUUACGGCUGAGUUUUGAUCAAACCAUUCUCCAAUGUGACAGUCUGCAAUUCAAUAAUCUUAUAUUGUUUAGGCUUUGAUUGAGUAGCUGCUAGAGAUGUCAGCACCAAUAGGAUACAUUCGAGAGAGUAUAUAGAUACAGAACAUAGAUAUUGUACUUAUUGCGAGCUUCAUUGAGGUACAAGAACCAGCUAUUUUUCAGAUGGGAAAACUAAAUUGUUUCUCUUUAUUGAUCUCUAGGAAGAAGAAAGAUAAGGAGAACGAUGAAUCUACAAAAGGUGAUUACAAUAAAGCGCUUAGAACGCUCCAGAUUAGGCUUGAACAGCAAAUCAAACCCAUUGAGUCAGAUGAGUUGAAAUCAACAUUGUCUAAUGUCUUUGUACCUUCUGGACUUGAGAAGGAUUCUGUUUGUCAUGCCAGAGUAAUGAGCCUGGAGAGCCUUGUUGAGGAUGGUACAACAGAGGUAGCAUAUGAAGGGGAAGAUGAACAUGAAGAAAAUGCUUCAAUCAGGAGAGAAUUCUCUGACUUUGAUCUCCAAGCCCAUGCCAAUUCAUGUGUGGAGUUUGAUUUGAGAACUACAAACUUGGAUUCUUCUGAUCAUUCAUGUGAUGCCAAACCAAAGCAAGAGAUGAACGAAGCUGAGCAAGAUGGUCAAAAGGGUGUUGACACAAUCCAAAGUGGACAUGUUAGUGAUCCAGGUAUCGAGAGAGCUGAAUUCUGGGCUUCACCACAGCUAAAGCGUUCCUGCUCUAAUCUUGAAACGAGGGAUGUGCUAAGAAAGAUAGCUGAUCAGUUGCCUCCUUCAAAAUCUCAGUCUUUUGAAGAAUUGCAAGAGUUGUCUACAAGGUUGAGGGAGGAUUAUAUUCCUGGGAGCCCUAUUUCUGUAAUGACCCAUGGAAGUGCUGAUAGAGUGAUGUUGAAGAAGCAUUCUUCCAGUCAAGUUCUGCCUUCAAGGAGUCGAAGACUUUGGUGGAAAUUGUUUCUCUGGAGCCACCGGAACUUGCACAAACCUUGGACGGCUAAAAGACAGACACCCCUUGUCUGUGGUAAUAAGAAUAAGCAAGGCGGAUACUCUUCAGAUACACUCGAGCUGAAUCAGGCAAUGAAACUAAGCAAGAUGGAAUCACCACAAUCAUUUAGUGGGGAGUCCUUAAACAAAGUCCACAAUGGCAACUGCAAUGACAACCAGAACUGGAAAGGUUUUCACAAUGGAGUUUCUGGAUUGUGGCCCCAGAACCAAUGGGUUGCUUUCCCUGGUGAAUCAUCGUCAUUCACAAGAGUAGAGGAGUGGGUGAGGGAUCUUGACACCGAAGUGUCACUUCCCACUAAUGAAGAUGCAAACACUGAAGAGGAUGUCAGAUUCCCAUCUUCUCCUGAUAGUGUUAAAUCGUUAACAAGAAGCACAGCUCACCAGACUCGGCAUCUAGAUGUCAAUCUGUCUGAGGAGAUAUUACAGGCCAAUAAUGUCAUCCAGUCUCUCAACUCUUCUUCAACUGUGGCUCACAUUUCAGGCAUAUGGUUGAAAGCUAUCCCAUCCAUCUCACUCUUCUCCAGCCUUCGAUCUGUCAACUUGUCAAAUAACCUCAUAGUCCAUAUUGCUCCAGGUUUGCUGCCAAAGGGCCUCCAUUCACUCAACCUGUCAAAGAACAAGAUCAACACAAUUGAAGGACUCAGAGAACUGACUCGAUUGAGAGUGCUUGAUCUCAGUUACAACCGCAUUUCUCGAAUUGGACAUGGGUUGUCAAACUGUACACUGAUCAAAGAGCUCUAUCUUGCUGGGAACAAGAUUAGUGAUGUUGAAGGGCUGCACAGGCUCUUAAAGUUAACAGUCCUAGACCUGAGCUUCAACAAGAUAACUACAACAAAAUCCCUGGGUCAACUUGUUGCAAACUACAAUUCAUUGCAAGCUUUGAAUCUAUUGGGGAAUCCAAUUCAGAACAACAUCAGUGAUGAGCAGCUGCGCAGGGCCGUAUGUAGUCUCCUCCCAAAACUAGCAUACCUGAACAAGCAGCCCGUCAAACCACAGAGAGCAAGGGAAGUUCUUACUGAUAGUGUUGCCAAAGCUGCUCUUGGGAGUAGCAACUGGGGUUCUCGAAGAAAAGCAGUUAAGAAAGUAAGCCAGGGUGGAUCAAUAUCCUCCUCCAUUAGGUCAAGAAGCACUGUCGCAGUUGGGCACAAGAGCAGAGACAAAUCCAAAAGCCAUAGUCGUCCUUAUUUGCCUCCAAAGACACCUUUAUCUGCACAACGGUCUUCAUCUCGUUAGAUGUUUUCUCAUUCCUGGGAACACAUUGCAAAGGUUGACUCUACCUGCCAACUUGACCACUCGGAAUGAGUCACAGCCUCACAGGUAAUGCCUCUUGACUGUGACUCAUUCUACGCUACCCAUUUGACUCACAACCCAUGAACCCGUGAUAUGGAUAAGCAAAAUUGGUGGCCUUAUCUGAGCCAUGAAUCUGUUUCACUGAACACAUAUGACCCGUCACCUGUAGUGACCCAACCCACCAAUUUACCAGGUCUAUUCCUGAUUAGUUUACCUUCAAAAUUCAAGGGGGUUUCUUUCCUCUUUUAUUUUCACUAGAGCCACAGAACACAGCUUGCUAGCUAGGUACGUUCUGUUGCAAUUUCUACUUCCUCCAUCCUCUCUUUUGCCUAUCUUUCUCCUUCUCCACGUCAGUGUGGUUCUGGUAUUUUAGAGUUUCUUAUGUACUGUGGUGUGUGGUGUGGUGUGGUAAAAUGUUAAUUUCUAUAGCUGUUAUUUAAGCUUGUUAUGGCAUGGUAAAACAGCUUGCUAUGGUACUGUUCUAUUUGAAUCUACAUUUUGUGUGUGUGUGUGUGUGUGUUUUUUUUUUGGCAGAGAUUCUACAAUUUUUUUUUUUUGGCUGAAAACAAAGAGCAUUUUGUAUU
Molecule: messenger RNA, 3199 nt
Organism: Rubroshorea leprosula
Lineage: Eukaryota; Viridiplantae; Streptophyta; Magnoliopsida; Malvales; Dipterocarpaceae
Source: the annotation of a GenBank genome assembly